Molecule: messenger RNA, 662 nt
Organism: Notodromas monacha
Lineage: Eukaryota; Metazoa; Arthropoda; Ostracoda; Podocopida; Cyprididae
Source: the annotation of a GenBank genome assembly
ACGUCCUGGUACCACGACUUGGGAUCAAAAAAGUGCUACUUUGCUUCUAGUUUCACCGCAGAUUUCGAGCGAUCCCGAAAAAUCUGCAAAUACUUGGCGAGUGGCGGCGAUUUGGCGACGUUCACGGCUGAGGAAGCCGCUGGAGUUUUCAAUCGGGAAUUCUGGGCUAAUAAUUACGCAGAUAUCGGUAACGCCCAUUACUGGAUCGGAGUGAGGAGGGAAAACAGCAGUCAAUCCUGGUCCUGGGUUCAAUCCGAACCCGUCCAAUCGAACCCCGAGGAAACCUACAGCGACUGGGAUUUCCCCGGGCAAACUCAAACAAACCUGGCGUUUCCCAGAUGUGGGUUCGUUUUCCCCACAAAGUGGAGCGAUGUCGACGUCAACCUCGGCGGUUCUGAGUCGUCAGGUCAAACGUUGCUUCCAGCAUUUUUUUGUAAACGAUUCGCCCCGGAAAUCAAGAACAACGACACGGAAAAUCCCCUGGCAUUGAGUGACGUCAACAACAAUGCCGACACUUAUUUAUGAAACAUUUUCUAUCAAUUCAAUUUGCUGGAAAAAUCCAGAUUUAUUUAUUUUUCUUUUUACCCUCAAACUGAAUGGUUAUUUCCGACGCAUCCCACUGGUCUCGAAAAUAAGAUCCACAAGUAUCUUCUCAAAAUACA